GCAACCUGUUCCAGUUCUGGGUUCUCUAGUUCAAAGAAGAUGGGGAACUGCUGGAGAGAGUGCAGUGAGGGGGCACAGAGAUGAUCAGGGUCUGAAGCAUCUCUGUAUGAGGGAAGGCUGAGAGAUGGGAGGCUGUUCAGCCUGGGGAAGACUGAGAAGGGAUCUUAUCAAUGCUUAUAAAUACCUAAUGGAAAGAUAGAGCCAGGCUCUUUUCACUGGUGCUCAUUGACACAACAAGGGGCACAAAGUGGGAAAGGAAAAUUCCCGUGAGGAAAAACUUCUUUUCUGUGAGCGUGGCAGAGCACUGGAACAGGCUGCUAGAGGUGGGGAAUCUGCUUCUCUGGAGAUGUUUGACACCUGCCUGGAUGCCUGGACCUGCUGCAGAGAAUGGGCUUUAGGCUGGGGCUGGGCUCCAUCUUCCCAGAGCUCCCUUCCAACCCCUACGACUCUGUGACAGUGACAGGACAAGGGGUACGGUUUAAAACCAAAUGACAGAUUCAGAUUUAGGUUAGGAAGAAAUUCUUUACUCAGAGGGCGGUGAGGCCCUGGUGCUGCAAAGAGAUUUUUUAAAUUUAUUUAUCAAAAGCACUCAUAGUCUCCAACGUUUGAUUCUCUCUUGAAGUUCAAGAGAUGCGGGAUGCUUUAGAGGCAUCUUUGGAGAUCUAAGAAUGGAAUCCAAUCUUGCAACGUCUGUGGUGCCCCAUCCCUGGAGAUGCUCGAGGCCAGGUCGGAUCUGCGCAAGCUGAGCUGGUGUGGGGCACGCAGCCCAUUGCAGGGAUGAGGUGUGGAUGUGCCUUAAGGUCCGUCCCGACGCAGCCAUUCAGGCACUGUUAAACUCCCCCACAGACGCGCUUUUCCCGCGCGCGGGCGCAGCCCUCAGCCAUUCCUUCCCCCUCCUCCCCCCCAUCCCCUCACGUCCGCCGCUUCCCGACAUGCACCGCGGCACCGCCGCUCCGCGCCGCUCUCCCCGGGCCCCGCGGCCGCCGCCUCUCCCCCCUCCUCCCUCCGCCGCCGCCAUGCGGCACAGCCUCACCCAACUGCUGGCGGCUUCCUCGGGCGGAGCGAGCCCUUCGGGAGCCGCGUGGCCUCUCGCCGGCGCGGGGCAGGCCCCGAGAGGGCGGGAUGGCGGCGGGGAAGGGGAUCCGGGAGCGGCGAGGCCCAAACAACAGCAACAGGAGAAAGAGGCGGCCGAAGGCCCGCCUGAGGUGUGGGAACAAGAGGACUGGUUCCCCGGGCUGGAGCUGGGAGACCUGCUGGAGGCGGCCAGGCCGGAAUGGGACGCGGGCGCGGAGCUGAGCGGCUGUUUCUGCGGAGAAGCGGGGCGGGGCCGCAGGCGGCGGAGCGGCGGGGCCGGCAGCAGGCUGAAGGCGGCGGCGGCGGCGCGGCUGAACCGGCUGAAGAAGAAGCAGUACGUGCUGGGGCUGGAGAGCCGCCUGCAGGGCCUGGCCGCCGAGAACCGGCAGCUGCGGGACCGCAACCGCGGCCUCAACCGCCGCCUGCGGGAGCUGGAGCGGGAGAGCGGCUACCUGCGGGCCGUGCUGGCCAACCAGAGCGCGCUGGGGCAGCUCCUGAGCCGCCUGGCCGGGACGCGGGCCGGCGGGCUGCGCCUGGGCACCAGCCUCUUCAGGGACGGCCGCCGCCAGCAGCAGCACCAGCAGCAGCAGCCGCCCGGCCGGCCCGGCGGCGAUAGCGGCGACCACGACUACGCGCUGCCCAACGCGCGGCCGCCCGGCCCCGAACAGCCGCCGGGCGCGGAGCCCGAGGAGCGUUGGGCGGCUCCCGGCGGGAUCUGCCUGCACGUGGAGCGGGAUCAGGUGUCGGUGGAGUUCUGCUCCAUCUGCGCUCGGCGAGCGGCCGCCUGCUUCAAAACGUAGGGUCGGCUACCCGCCGCAAGUACCUCCUCGCGGAGAAGGGGAAGCUGUCGCCUUCGGGUGACGGAAUUCCGAACGACGGGUGAGCGCCUCGACCAAAGGCCGCGUCGACCCGGCGGCGGUGCGAGCCGGGGGCGGUGGUGACGCGGAGCUGCAGGCGGGGAACGGACGGUGCCGAUGCCGACCUGAGGCUGGACGGCGUGCGGCUGUCGGUAGAGAUAACGUUGACCCGGCCGGGUUUGUGUCAGCCCGCUUAUCCCAGCUGAAAAUGCUCGCUUAGAAAACCGAAACCUUCAUUAAGACGUCGUCGUCGGACGGCAAGUAGUAACGAUCGGCAAAAGAAAGCAUGCGUAUAAAAUUGUGCUGCCUCUUGGUUAUACGUUACUAUUAAAACCUCUCUGACAGUUUCUCUUUUAGGUGCUUGCCCUGCCAGGCUCCGUUGUGUAGGGGUUAAAGAGCAGUCGUUUCCCACCUCGCAACCUGUGGAUUCAGCUGUGUUGGGGCAGAAGAGACGGGACCAGCUGCUGGCCACAUUUCCUGCUUUAUUUUAAAAGGUAGUAUAAGAAAUGAGAAUAAAGAGGUAACAGGGCUUUUGCUGUCUUUGUUUAAACAAACAAAAAAAGGUUGAAUGCUGGGAUUCAUUAACUGUCAUCCAGGAUGUUUUUUAGAAGACAGUAUCCUAUCAAGCAGUGUUUUCAGAAUUCCAUCUGUUCAGGGUGUGCUGCCAGCACAAGAGAAACUUAAGACAUGCAUUACUGCAGUGGCAUUGGCAGGACUGUUCCAAGGUUCAGUCUUCAGCUGUGUGCUCUGCUGUAGGUGGUGGGUUAUGCCAGGACCUUCUCAAGAUGUGUGCUGACUGAUACACAAAAUGGAAAUGAGUGAGUUAGAUUGAGCCUAGGUUGAAUCUGCCUGGCUCAGGCUUCACAACCAUGCUUCAGUUUGAAUUUUAGUAUGCAUGAGGAGAAGGGAAACACUAAUGCAGCAAGUGUAGGAUGUUACAGUGGCAUUUCUACAGUCACUUCAGUGCAGAAGUUUAUUUUAAGUUAAAUAUGCAUUAUUUCAUUUUGCAUCACUGCAAAGCGGUAGGAGUCAGAGAUCUCUGUUAUGAAGCUGCACAUCACUCCAACAAUGAAACCCACCCCUGAGCUGUGUCUGAGAGUAGCUGAUGUUCUGGUACACACAGUGACAUAGACCUGUACAAGAACAAGGUCAAGUCCCAGAAAGUAAGUGUCUGCAGGCAUAUCUAGUGCCUACUGAAUCAUAUUUAAACCAAAUAGAGGGGAGGAGCUUAUUUGAAACUAACCAACUGUACCAUCUGUAUGGUGUAUUAAUGUAGCUUUUUGAAGUGGAAGCCUUGAAAUGACUUUAACUUAAUACUUGAAAAUAUAUUGUAAAUGUUUCUUUGUAAUGACGUGCCAUCCAGAUGAGAAUACGAUAUCGUAAUAAAAUCAGACCUGUUGAUCUU
Phasianus colchicus (ring-necked pheasant) is the source of this 3336-nucleotide messenger RNA. The record is from RefSeq and is a predicted model, not a curated record. Lineage: Eukaryota; Metazoa; Chordata; Aves; Galliformes; Phasianidae.